AGAAGUCUUUCAUUUAGAUGACUGACUAAGUGGACACUUCACUUCACCACAGACCAGCUUGCCACCUCCCAUAUGAAAAAUGGAAUAUAGAUAUACUGCAAAUCACAAGGUCUGCUCAACACCUUAAAAAGCCUCACCUGGGUCAGAAACGUUUACUCAGCUCUUUAAGGCAAAUCCCAAUUCCAGAAGAAGGAAGCAGAGUCUAGAACAAAUCUGUGUAAGAGUCUUCUUCAGCCUUGGUCAGCUCUCUACCUGUAGCCCUGAAGAUGGGAGAAAGGAACGCAAGUGGAAAAUUCCCAAGCAUGGAUCCCAUCACCCCAGCCUGGAGCACUGACACCACAACAAUAAAUGAAACGUACUACACUAGAAACUUACCCUGUAUUGGCUCCAUCCGCAUUAUUUUGUAUAUUCUUGAAGCUGUCAUUGCCAUGGUUGGGCUGGCAGGAAAUGCCAUAGUGCUAUGGCUUCUGAGCUUCCACAUACAAAGGAAUGCCUUCUCUGUUUAUGUCCUCAACCUGGCUGGGGCUGACUUUCUCUCCCUCAGCUUUCUGACUGUGCAUUCCCUGAAACAUAUCCAUUUUUAUUUCCAUGCCAUGUACUUCGGUAUGCCCAUCUAUUUUGUCAAUGUAUUCAUCUUUGCUUACCUUGCAGGUAUGUGUAUUAUUGCAGCAAUCAGUGCUGAGCGCUGCCUAUCUGUUUUGUGGCCCAUCUGGUAUCGCUGCCAACGACCAAGACACUUAUCAGGUGUCAUAUGUGCCCUGCUCUGGGCCUUCUCUCUACUGUUGACUCUCCUGUUAGGGAAUGAUUGCGGCCUUCUAAAUUACAAUUAUAACCAUUCUUUCUGUAGGAGUUAUAAUUUUAUCACUGCUGCAUUUGUGAUAGUAUUAUCUGUGGUUCUUUGUGGAUCUAGCCUGGCCCUGUUGGUCAGGAUCUUCUGUGGCUCACAAAGAAUUCCUGUGACCAGGUUGUGUGUGACCAUUACCUUCACGGUGCUGGUCUUCUUAUUCUUUGGUCUGCCCUUUGGUAUCUAUUGGUUCCUCUUACAUCGGUUUGAGGAGUUGCAUAAAGUUUUCCCUUGCCAUACUAUACAAAUGACAAUUUUUGUAUCCUGCAUUAACAGCUGUACCAACCCCAUCAUUUAUUUCCUUGUUGGCUCUGUUAGGCACCGCAGGUUCAAGAGGCAGACUCUGAAGUCACUACUGCAGAGAGCCAUGCAGGACACUCCUGAGGAAGAAGGUGAAGAAAGGGGUUCUUCAAGAAAUCCUGGAGAACAGGAAACAGUCUGGUGUAGCAGUGGAGUGAGUCCUUGAUCACACACUGUUGUUUUGAAAAUCAAUAUGGACUCUAUUUAAAGGGGCCAUUUUCACAACCUUUUUCAAUUGGUUGAGAAAACAGCCAUUUUGUAAAAAUAGGGUGAAAUGGGGCUUGUUAAACAGAAACUGACUACAGCAUCUUAAAGCUUUCUUAUGUGGGCUCACUGCAUCUGCUUGUGAUGUAAUCUUUGUAACCAAAUCGCUUGAGGCCAGAACAGCUCCCAGUAUAAACAAACCCUUCCCUACAAAGAAGGCCCAAAGCAGUGCAGGGAAGGUUGUGAUUUCUUUGGUCAUUGAACUUGAUAAAUAUUAAAUGAAUAGUAUAUUCUAUAGAAAUGUCCCUAUUUUCCACAAGUUAUUUUCUAAAUGUUAAGAAAAAUUAAUUGAAAUUUCCACAAUCCCAGUUUCCUUCAUGAAUAUUGAAGCUUGGUAUGACUUAAUUGUUUCCUUCCCUUGGCAAUUUGUAUAGUAAUUUUCUGGAACCAUGAAAGUCUUACCACAGGAAAGAAAUUACAUCAAGAUCAGAUCAUCUGAGUCCUUUGACCUAAAUGUGAAGUAUGUUCUCAUCCACUAAGAAAUAACCAUUGAUUACAUCUAUAAUCCAUAUUGUUUUGGGAGUCACAAGGACUACACUGACUAACCAUUCAAAAGGAGGUUUCUCAUGCCAGGAACUGGUUCUGUGGGGAU
Arvicola amphibius (Eurasian water vole) is the source of this 2000-nucleotide messenger RNA. RefSeq names its product mas-related G-protein coupled receptor member B4-like. Lineage: Eukaryota; Metazoa; Chordata; Mammalia; Rodentia; Cricetidae. The coding region runs from base 267 to 1310 and encodes 347 amino acids. The record is from RefSeq and is a predicted model, not a curated record. Gene Ontology annotation, molecular function: G protein-coupled receptor activity. Gene Ontology annotation, cellular component: membrane. Gene Ontology annotation, biological process: G protein-coupled receptor signaling pathway. The transcript is spliced from 3 exons.